AGGACUGUAAUAGAUCUGAGAGCUCACCGCCUCCCCCAGAUUAAGAUGGGACCCAGGCAGCUCGGGUAAUAGAGGCUGGAGCCACUGUUUGGCUCCGUUGGAUUCUUUCUCGCUGUAGAGGGCAGCUGAGCCCCAGCCCUGCAGGCCCCUUCCCGCGCCACCCACCCGCCUACUCUGCAGCCUUGGUGGACACCUCGUCCUCUGCUGCACAUCCAAAGGAUGGCCUACAGCUGCCCAGAUAAGAAGGGGCUGGGCACCCAAACCCAUGUUUGGGAGAAGCAGAAGAUUCAGCCCCAGAGGAAAGAUUGUCUGUCACUAUUGGUGAGGCCCCCGAUGGUCUGGAACUCUGUGUUCUAGCCCACUUUGUUCCUGCCUCUGUGGCCUUAGGCAGGCUCCUCCCCCGUGUGUGCCUCAGUUUCCCCCGCUGUACCAAGAGUGGCUGUUAUAUUGGUAUCGGGGCCUUUCCAUUUCCGUAUUCCCGAGGCCUGCUGGUCUGAAGAUCAGCCGCCAGGGGGCGUAGCGAGCUCAGGCUCUGCUAUCGCCCCGCCCCUCCAGACUUCUGGCCUCGGACUCAGCUGUUGCUACAGCCCCGCAGGCAAGGCCCCACCCUGCCUUGCCCCCGACAAUGGCUCACUGCUUCCCUGCUGAAGAUGACUGUCCCCUUCCCGCAGUCGCAACCCGUGGUGCUUCUCUCUCCAUUGCCCUCCCCACCUCAGCCUUACGGGCACCUGGUGGGGGUAAAGGAUGGGUUCUGAGUCACCGCGCCUCCAGCCUCAGCAUGUUGUGGGCUUGGGAAGCUCGUAGUUUGCUGGCGAUAGGGCAGGGAGGAUGAAAAGGCCCUUCUUCAUUAACGAUGGGACCAUGUUUCUGGCGCCCCGCAUCCCCAGCCCCCCCUUCAGCCUGGGUGUCUAGGGAUGGACAGUCUGGGUGAGCUCUGGCCCAAUCCAUUAGGAUCUUAAUGCUGGGAUUCUGAGAAUCCUAACCUGUGAUCCCGAGGAGCUUGAGGCUGGGGUCCAGGAGUUCGGGGUGCUAGGGGCUGCAGCCCCAGGGGAGGGGGCUGCUGUGGCCACAUCAGGGGCACAGACACGGGUAGGGCAUCUGGCACUAGGUGCACUCCUACAGCAGCAAGUACACACAGCCUGGUGCCAGCCCCUGGCCAAGCCAGCAGCUUGACGUGCAUGGUCUGCUCAAGGUGGCAGGUCAUAGUGGGUGGCCAUGAGCAGCCACGGGGUGACAAAUCGCAGUAGGUGAGGCUGAGAUAAGGUGGACCUAGGUGAGGUCCAUCAGCCAGUGGCGCACAGCGAGCACCGUUGCGGCCUGUAGUUCCCAGGCGCCGCCGCUGACAUUGUGGGGCGGUGGCAGUGCCUCGACACCGUGGGCCAGCUGGUCGCGGUAGAGCACCGCGUCAUCAGACAGCUUUCGGCGCAGCGUGUGGAGCUGUGCGGGCCCAGGUCCACCGCGGCACAGCUCCUCCGCCACCAUCCAGAGGGCUCAUAGGAGGUGCCAGCAGGUGCAGUGGCAGCUCUGGGCACACAUGCUUGGGCUUGGGCACGUACUGGUCAUCGCCAGAGGCCAAGACAGGCUAUAGGGCCGAGGACCAGUCGCGGACAAGCUGCACUUACACACCCUGCAGAGCCUGGGUCUCUGGGGACCACUCCCAAGGCCCAUCACCUGUCCUCUACGUUGGGUGCGGGGUUCAAGGCCACAGUCACCAGGAGCAGCGGUUGGAGCAAGGGAAGACGGGUGCCUGGGGCCCGCUGGGACUCGGGCCACAGCGAGGCGCCCUUCCUGCCUUCCCCACAGGUGGUCUCUCUGGUUGCCACCAUCCUCCCUCCUCCUCUGCUAUCAUAUCAGCAGCUCAGCCUUGCUGCUGCUGGGAGCUCUGCCCUAGUACCGCCCCUGCCCAUCCAGAGCUUAGCCUCCAACAAGGAGGGACAUGGUGGGCUGGGGGCUCCCAAGCGGAGGGAGGACGGUGUGUCAGGGACCUCGGGGCUUUCAGGGUCCAGGCCUGCCACAUUCGUGAGUCCAGGCUUCUGGGAAUCUAACAGUGCAUUACUUUCAUACAGGGUGGUUGUGGACCCCUAAAUUCUUAAAUCCCACCACACCAAGUCUGGAUCCUACAAUUCUGCUCUUCAGAGAUCACACGAUUCUACGAUUCUAAUUCCUUAAUUCAAUUUUGAUAGCUCUGAAUUCAGGUUUGGAGAAUCUAGGUAUGAUCCCUAAUAUCUUCAAUUCAGUGAGUCUCUGCUUCCAGAAACUGGGGGAUGCGCUGCAUCUGGGAUGGGUGACAUGAGGCUUUAGAGGUGCCUGAGCACUGGUGAAAAUCCCAGGGCCCGUGGGAAGCCAGCUCUGAAGAGUCUCUUCCCGGCUCCUCAGGCCUUGGUUACAAGUCCUGCCUUCAUCAGCGUCCCCUCAGACUGUUUUCUCUCCCCUUUCACAGACUUCUUGACAUUCGCCCCACCCUCCCAGCUUCUAGAAAGACACCACACAGUGCCUACCAGCUCUCCUCUCCCUUAAUUCAUUACAGACAGCAUCCUGGCCCCACUACACUUGUCUAGUUUUCAACAACCACCUUGUUGCUGAAUCUAAUGCACCUCACACCCCGGGUGCUGGCCUCCUACCCUCUGGAAGCAUGUGGCCAUGUGGCCCACUCCUCCAAGAGGUCCAGACCAGAACCCCAUGACUGAAUGAUACAGCCAUUCACCGAGACCUAGUAACCUCUUCGGCUGUUGCCUGGACAAGAGGCUCCUAAUGGCUCACUCAUUAAAUCGCUCCCCUUCUAUUCAUCCUUUUAACCCCAGGCCGUAAUAAACUAAUUACACAAUAAAUGCGCAGGUCCUGUCCCUGCUCUAGAACCUCCUCUAGUUCCCCAUUCCCCUCAGGCUAAAGCCAGACUCUUUGGACAGACACAUAAACCCUGCAGGCUUCGGGCAGACUGAACCCCUAGAACAAUCUUAGGGAAACUGGUGGGUCUCAGGAUUCUCAGGCGCCAGGAAGAGUAGUUCUAUCUGAAGUCUGCAGCAAAGGGGCUCCUGGAUUCCUAGCAUAGGACACGCCACUCAAGACUAGGAGUCCCGGGACUUCCCUGAUUGUCCAGUGAUUAAGACCCCGCGCUUCCAGUGCAGGGGGUGGUCGGGGAACUAAGAUCCCACAUGCCACACAGCGCGGCCAAAAAAAAAAAAGACUAGGGGUCCUUUCUGAGCUUCGGUUGGAGCCCUUCUUGGAGCAGGGAGCAGAGACGAUGGGGAAGCAGGACCACAGGAGGUGAGAGGGCCAGGAAUGGACUGGGCCCUGGGCACAGAGGGGUUAACUACAAAGCGAGAAUCUCAGAGAGCGAGAUCAAUGGGUUACUCGCUGCAGAAAGAGGCAGAAGCAACGCAGAGAGGCAGAGGAGAGCCGGACAGAAGAGCAUGCCAUCCGGGGGAAAUCAGGGAAUGAGGAGGAAGUGCCCAAGUCCAGCUCAGCAGAGGAAGGCCAAGGAGAGGAGGGAGCCUUGGGAGGCAGACCUGUACCUGCAGGUAGGCACCAAGGGGUGGCCACUGAGCCAGGAGGCAGCUUCAGCCUGGCCGGUUCGCCCAGGAUCAAGCAGGAGCCCAGUGCCCAGGGUUGAGGUGCCUGUUUGAUGAGGAGAUGACUGAUGCCCAGAACGUUUCGCUGGACAGCCCAGGGAGUAUGGGGGCUGUGGCAGUGCCCGUGGUCUUUGCCCUCAUCUUCCUGCUGGGCACAGUGGGCAAUGGGCUGGUGCUGGCAGUGCUGCUGCAGCCCGGCCUGGGCGCCUGGCGGGAGCCGGGCAGCACUACGGAUCUGUUCAUCCUCAACCUGGCAGUGGCCGAUCUCUGCUUCAUCCUGUGCUGUGUGCCUUUCCAGGCCGCCAUCUACACGCUCGAUGCCUGGCUUUUCGGGGCCCUCGUUUGUAAGGCUGUGCACCUGCUCAUCUACCUCACCAUGUACGCCAGCAGCUUCACGCUGGCGGCUGUCUCGGUGGACAGGUACCUGGCCGUACGGCACCCGCUGCGCUCCCGGGCGCUGCGCACGCCGCGCAACGCCCGCGCCGCCGUGGGUCUGGUCUGGCUGCUGGCGGCGCUCUUCUCGGCGCCCUACCUCAGCUACUACGGCAUCGUGCGCUACGGCGCGCUCGAGCUCUGCGUGCCCACCUGGGAGGACGCGCGCCGCCGCGCCCUCGACGUGGCCACCUUCGCCGCCGGCUACCUGCUGCCCGUGGCCGUGGUGAGCCUGGCCUACGGACGCACGCUGCGCUUCCUGUGGGCGGCCGUGGGUCCCGCGAGCGCGGCGGCGGCCGAGGCCCGGCGCAGAGCCGCGGGACGCGCCAUGCUGGCGGUGGCCGCGCUCUACGCCCUCUGCUGGGGCCCGCACCACGCGCUCAUCCUCUGCUUCUGGUACGGCCGCUUCGCCUUCAGCCCGGCCACCUACGCCUGUCGCCUGGCUUCGCACUGCCUCGCCUACGCCAACUCCUGCCUCAACCCACUGGUCUACGCGCUCGCCUCGCGCCACUUCCGCGCGCGCCUCCGCCGCCUGUGGCCCUGCGGCCGCCGCCGCCCCCGCUGCCCCCCGGGCGCCCGCCGCGCCCUCCGUCGCGUCCGCCCGGCGUCCGCAGGCCCUGCCGGCUGCCUCGGGGACGCUAGGCCUCGCGGGCAGCUGCCGACUGGCGGGGAGCCGGGUCGGGAACCGGCCCGCGGCACAGAGGCUGGCCGGGCCCUUCCUGCCCGAGGACCGGAAUAAACCUUGUCUGCCUCCAC
This is a messenger RNA of Delphinapterus leucas (beluga whale), 4757 nucleotides long. RefSeq names its product galanin receptor 3 (gene GALR3). The record is from RefSeq and is a predicted model, not a curated record. Gene Ontology annotation, biological process: negative regulation of adenylate cyclase activity; G protein-coupled receptor signaling pathway. Gene Ontology annotation, cellular component: plasma membrane. Gene Ontology annotation, molecular function: galanin receptor activity. Lineage: Eukaryota; Metazoa; Chordata; Mammalia; Artiodactyla; Monodontidae.